AUGCGCCCCUGCUCAGCCUGGUUCAAGCUGUGGUUCUUUUGCUGCCUUUUAGACAACCGUCUAGGCGUCACGGCAUUGUCUCGAAUCGAUCGUCAACAAGUUGUCUCUGGAUUCAACCCAACUCGCAAUGCCAGCUCAACAAGCACGCCGAUGCAGGUUGGAAAUGGUAACUUUGCAUUCGGAGCCGAUGUAACUGGCCUACAGACAUUCCUGCCUUAUGGGACCCUGUCCUCUUGGGGUUGGCACAAUUCUUCUCUGCCCCAUGGAGCUUCACCGGCAGAUUUCACCGGCCUCGACUGGUGGACACAUGGAAGAUUGGUCACCUAUGAGAUGCCGAAUCCUGCGCAGUCCGAGAUCUCUCAGUGGCUUAUCGCGAAUCCGCACCGUAUGAACCUCGGAAGAAUCGGGUUCGUAUUUAUGGGUGGUAGCGCAAAUAUCACCGAGGACGACCUUUUAGAGAAAUACCAAGAGCUAGAUAUCUAUCACGGUGUUUUAACGUCUACAUUCACUCUCAACGGCCACAAGACCACUGUCUGGACGUGUGUCGACCCAUCCUCGGACACAGUAUCGGUGCGCCUGCAUUCUGAACUGCUUUCUCACGGCCAACUAGCUGUCUUCUUCGACUACCCUUAUGCCACGGGCGCGAGUAAAUAUGAAGCCCCCUUCGUCGGGGACUGGGGUGCUGUUUCAAACCACACUACAGACCUACUCUUUUCCGGAGGGCCAAACGCACAGAUCAAACACACACUAGACGUAACAACGUACUACACUGAUAUACAGUGGAGCAGCAACAAGACAACAAUCACCCAAAAGAAGAACACGCACCGCUAUAUCCUCCAGCCUCCCAAAACCAACAACCCCGACUUCGAACUAACUGCCACGUUCUCCAGCAAACACAACCACACCUCACAGCCAUCUCCUAGGACCAGCACCAGCUCCAUCACUUCGCGCUGCAAGCACUGGUGGAAAACAUACUGGGAAACCGGCGCCUUCAUAGACCUAACAUCCACAGCGAACCGCACCGCGCUCGAGAUCCAGCGCCGCAUCAUCCUCUCCCAGUACCUCGUUGCAGUCAACGGCGCCGGAAACGACCCACCGCAGGAAUCCGGCCUCGUCAACAACGGCUGGUACGGCAAGCUCCAUCUAGAGAUGUACCUCUGGCAUUCGGCGCACUGGAUCUCGUGGGGUAAACAACAUCUCCGAGAUCGGAGUAUCGGCGUUUACGAACGGUUUCUGGCAUCCUCGCAAGCAAGAGCCUCCAAGCAGGGCUACGAGGGCGCCCGAUGGGGCAAAAUGAGUGAUCCGUCUGGAAGGUCUGCGCCGGGGGAGAUCAAUUCUCUACUGAUAUGGCAACAACCGCAUGUUUUCUACUUUGCGGAAUUGGAGUAUCGAUCUGUGGUGGCGAGCUUGGAUGGGCGAGAUACGAUGCGGGUUCUUACGAAAUGGGAUACGCUUCUGACUGAGUCGGCUGAUUUCAUGGUUUCUGUUGCGUUCUGGAACUCGUCGACGGGCUUCUACGACCUAGGUCCGCCUAUGUAUCCAGUCUCGGAGAAUACGCCUCCGAACAGCACCCGCAAUCCGACGUUCGAGCUGGCCUAUUGGUAUUUCGGAAUUGACGUGGCGAUCCGGUGGAAAGAGAGAUUAGGUCAGUCUAUUCCAAUGAAGUGGAAGCACGUUCUCGAGAAACUGGCACCGCUGCCCACAGUGGAAGUAACCACCCCGUCUGGAAAAAAAGAUAUCACGUAUACAUUGUACGAAGGCAUUCCAAAUAUGUGGUCAGAUCCCGAAACAGUAAUGGAUCACCCAGCACUUACGGGGAUCUACGGGCUCCUACCUCCCCUUGCGGUGGUAAACAUGACCAUUGCCGAGGCCACGGCGGCGCAAGUCGCGCGGACUUGGAACUUCACGGACUGUUGGGGGUGGGAUUUCCCGAUGCUGGCGAUGAAUGCAGCCAGAUUAGGCAAUGUCGACGCCGCGGUGAGGUACCUCGUUCAUCCGAACUUUCAGUUCGACGACGUCGGCAUGCCGGUUGGGCCGAUGCGCAAUGUGCCCACGCCGUAUUUUCCCAGUAGCGCGGGACUGUUACUGGCCGCGGGAAUGUUCGCCGGAGGUUGGGAGAAUGCAAAUGACACAAUCUUGCGGACCACCCCUGCCUUUCCGGCUGAAUGGAAUGCCAUGGCGGAGGGAUUUUUGCCGAUAUUUUAA
This is a messenger RNA of Aspergillus melleus, 2205 nucleotides long. RefSeq lists its product as uncharacterized. Gene Ontology annotation, biological process: carbohydrate metabolic process. Lineage: Eukaryota; Fungi; Ascomycota; Eurotiomycetes; Eurotiales; Aspergillaceae. The transcript has a single exon. The coding region runs from base 1 to 2205 and encodes 734 amino acids. The record is from RefSeq and is a predicted model, not a curated record.